Molecule: messenger RNA, 2719 nt
Organism: Mesitornis unicolor (brown roatelo)
Lineage: Eukaryota; Metazoa; Chordata; Aves; Mesitornithiformes; Mesitornithidae
Product: Down syndrome cell adhesion molecule-like protein 1
Exons: 15
Biological process (GO): dendrite self-avoidance; axon guidance; homophilic cell-cell adhesion
Cellular component (GO): plasma membrane; axon
Molecular function (GO): cell-cell adhesion mediator activity
Source: RefSeq, a predicted model, not a curated record
UGGACCAAGCGCAUCACGGGCCUGGCCAUCAGCGACCUGCGCGUGGAGGACAGCGGGACCUACAUCUGCGAGGUGACCAACACCUUCGGGUCCGCAGAGGUGACGGGGACCCUCACGGUCAUAGACCCUCUCCGUGUGACCCUCACACCAAAGAAGCUCAAAACGGGCAUCGGCAGCACCGUCAUCCUCUCCUGCGCCCUCAGCGGCUCCCCCGAGUACGUCAUCCGCUGGUACCGCAACACGGACCUGGUGGCGGUGGACGACUACAUCUCCAUCCGGGGCAUCAGCAACGAGACCCUCCUCAUCACGGCCGCGCAGAAGAGCCACUCUGGCGCCUACCAGUGCUUCGCCACCCGCAAGUCCCAGACGGCACAGGACUUCUCCAUCAUCACGCUGGAGGAUGGGACCCCCCGCAUCGUCUCCUCCUUCAGCGAGAAGGUGGUCAACCCCGGGGAGCAGUUCUCCCUGAUGUGUGCUGCCAAGGGGGCCCCGCCGCCGACUGUCACCUGGGCGCUGGACGACGAGCCCAUCCCGCGGGACAGCGGGCACCGCACCAACCAGUACACCAUGUCGGACGGCACCACCGUCAGCCACAUGAAUGUCACCAGCCCGCAGAUCAAGGACGGCGGCGUGUACCGGUGCACCGCGCGGAACUCGGUGGGCAGCGCCGAAUACCAAGCGCGAAUAAACGUAAGAGGACCCCCGAGCAUCCGCGCCAUGAAGAACAUAACGGCGGUAGCGGGUAGGGACACUUUCAUCAACUGCAGGGUGAUCGGGUACCCGUACUACUCCAUCAAGUGGUACAAGGACUCCUUGCUGCUGCCCGAUAACCACCGCCAAGUGGUCUUUGAGAACGGGACCCUUAAGCUGAUGGACGUCCAGAAAGGCAUGGACGAAGGGGAGUAUCUGUGCAGCGUGCUGAUCCAGCCCCAGCUCUCCAUCAGCCAGAGCGUCCACGUCACCGUCAAAGUCCCGCCGCUGAUCCAGCCCUUCGAGUUCCCGCCGGCCUCCAUCGGGCAGCUCCUCUACAUCCCCUGCGUGGUCUCCUCCGGGGACAUGCCCAUCCACAUCACCUGGAGGAAGGACGGCCACGUCAUCCUCUCGGGCUCCGGCGUCACCAUCGAGAGCAAGGAGUUCAUGAGCUCCCUGCAGAUCUCCAGCGUCUCCCUCAAGCACAAUGGCAACUACACCUGCAUCGCCAGCAACGACGCCGCCACCGUCAGCCGGGAGCGGCAGCUCAUCGUGCGGGUGCCUCCUCGUUUUGUGGUCCAACCCAACAACCAAGACGGCAUUUACGGCAAAGCCGGCGUGCUGAAUUGCUCCGUUGACGGGUACCCCCCUCCGAAAGUCAUGUGGAAACACGCUAAAGGAAGCGGCAACCCCCAGCAGUACCACCCCAUCCCCCUGACGGGCCGCAUCCAGAUCCUGCCCAACAGCUCGCUGCUCAUCCGCCACGUGCUGGAGGAGGACAUCGGCUACUACCUCUGCCAGGCCAGCAACGGCGUGGGCACCGACAUCAGCAAGUCCAUGUUCCUCACCGUGAAGAUCCCGGCCAUGAUCACCUCCCACCCCAACACCACCAUCGCCAUCAAGGGGCAGACCAAGGAGCUGAACUGCACCGCCCGGGGCGAGCGGCCCAUCAUCAUCCGCUGGGAGAAGGGCGACACCGUCAUCGACCCCGACCGCAACAUGCGCUACGCCAUCACCACCAAGGACAACGGCGACGAGGUCAUCUCCACCCUCAAGCUGAAACCAGCGGACCGCGGGGACUCGGUCUUCUUCUCCUGUCACGCCAUCAACUCCUACGGCGAGGACAGAGGCUUGAUCCAGCUCACAGUCCAAGAGCCCCCGGACCCGCCGGAGCUGGAGAUCCGCGAGGUGAAAGCCCGGAGUAUGAACUUGCGAUGGACGCAGCGGUUUGACGGCAACAGCAUCAUCACCGGCUUCGAUAUCGAGUACAAGAACAAGUCGGAUUCCUGGGACUUCAAGCAGUCCACGCGCAACAUCUCCCCGACCAUCAACCAGGCGAACAUCGUGGACCUGCACCCGGCCUCGGUGUACAGCAUCCGCAUGUACUCCUUCAACAAGAUCGGCCGCAGCGAGCCCAGCAAGGAGCUCACCAUCAGCACGGAGGAAGCAGCUCCCGAUGGGCCACCCAUGGAUGUCACCUUGCAGCCCAUGACGUCCCAGAGCAUCCAAGUCACCUGGAAGGCCCCCAAAAAGGAGCUGCAGAACGGGGUGAUCCGUGGCUACCAGAUCGGCUACCGGGAGAACAGCCCGGGCAGCAACGGGCAGUACAGCAUCGUGGAGAUGAAGGCCACGGGCGACAGCGAGGUCUACACGCUGGACAACCUGAAGAAGUUCGCCCAGUACGGGGUGGUGGUGCAGGCGUUCAACCGCGCCGGGACGGGGCCGUCGUCCAGCGAGAUCAACGCCACCACGCUGGAGGAUGUGCCCAGCCAGCCCCCCGAGAACGUGCGGGCCAUCUCCAUCACCUCGGACGUGGCCGUCAUCUCCUGGUCGGAGCCCCCGCGCAGCACCCUCAACGGGGUGCUCAAGGGGUACCGGGUCAUCUUCUGGUCCCUCUACAUGGACGGAGGUCCCCCCGCCGGCAUCAAGGCCGUCCCCUCGUCCGCCAGCAGCGUGGUGGUGUCCUGGCUGCCACCGGCCAAGCCCAACGGCAUCAUCCGGAAAUACCCCCUUGGGCCGGGGGCAGCCU